AUGGAUGCAUUUGGUGGAUGUAAUAUGAUUUUUGCUGGUGACUUCGCACAAUUGAGACCUCCUGGGACAGGACGACCGUUAUAUGCCGGUAAAAGUCGAAAGACUUCUGGUAGUGUAAAAUAUAACACCGGUCGAGAAAAUACACGUAUAGGACAAGCAUUAUGGUACAUGGUCACUGACGUUGUUAUUUUGCGCAAAAAUAUGCGGCAGACAGGAAUGAGUGAAUUAGAUAAUCAAUAUCGAACUGCUCUGGAAAAUUUGAGAUAUAAGGCUUGUACAUCUGAUGAUAUCAAUUUGAUCAAAUCUUGUAUUGUUGGAUAUACAAAACAUAGUCCUGUUUUAACGGAUCAAAAAUGGCGCAAUGUACCUAUUAUCACUGCUAGAAAUGCUCAUCGUGAUAAAAUUAAUGAAUUAGGAGCAAUUAGAUAUGCACAGGAUCAUAAACAAACUCUUAUUCACUUCAAGUCUCAAGAUCAAUUUACUUCUUCUAAAAGGGCAAAAAACUCUCUACAAGAAGAAUUGAAAUACGAUAGAUUUUUGAUAGAUCCUAAACGGUUAAGUAAUAUAUUACAUCCAACUAUACAAGAUGUAGUAUGGAAACUUCCACCUUGCUGUACAUCACAUCAUGCUGGUAUCCUAAGUCUGUGUAUUGGAAUGCCUGUGAUGCUGAAAUAUAAUGAGGCUACAGAGUUAUGUGCCACAAACGGUGCAGAGGCAGUUGUUGUAGGUUGGCAGGAAAAUAGCAGUGAUGCAGUUUAUCCAUCUCUUGAUACAUUAUUUGUAGAGCUUAAAAAUCCGCCUCGAUCACAGCAGUUACCACAUCUGCCGCAAAAUAUUAUUCCUAUUGUAUCUACAACUAAACAGAUUACUUGUGAAGUUUUCACUCAACUUCAAGUUUUAUUGAAUUUUGCUAUGACAGAUUUCUGUUCCCAAGGUAGAACACGACCGAUAAAUCCUGUUGAUCUAACAUAUUGUAGUGGAUUCCAGUCUGUAUAUACAUGCUUAUCACGCAGUACAUGUUAUGAUGGCACAUUGAUAUUGCGUAAUUUUAAUGAUGCCCUGCUUACAGGUGGUAGCCCUGUAUUCAUGGUAACACACGGCAUGAAUUGA
Punctularia strigosozonata HHB-11173 SS5 is the source of this 1110-nucleotide messenger RNA. RefSeq lists its product as uncharacterized. The transcript is spliced from 3 exons. Bases 1 to 1110 code for a protein of 369 amino acids. The record is from RefSeq and is a predicted model, not a curated record. NCBI's taxonomy places the organism in Eukaryota, Fungi, Basidiomycota, Agaricomycetes, Corticiales, Punctulariaceae.